Histoplasma mississippiense is the source of this 606-nucleotide messenger RNA. RefSeq lists its product with no specific name. The coding region runs from base 1 to 606 and encodes 201 amino acids. The transcript has a single exon. NCBI's taxonomy places the organism in Eukaryota, Fungi, Ascomycota, Eurotiomycetes, Onygenales, Ajellomycetaceae. The record is from RefSeq and is a predicted model, not a curated record.
AUGCCACAACCAUUGACCAAAGACACCGUGUCUUUUGAAUCUCAAGACACCCAACAUCAGACGCGGUUCAACCAAUAUCCUUCAUCACUUGAAGAUGAAUCCUCUCAACAACCACUACACUCUCUCAAUGAUCUAGAUGAUGGAUAUGAGACAUCAGAUAGUGAUUUAACAGACCUUGAAUCUAUUGAUACUUCUUCGGAAUUCGAGAUCACUGGUAUCAAUACCCCACCAGCUUGUUCACAACCAAACACUUGUGACCCACAGCGCUUGCCUACUAUGCCUCAUAACCAGCAGAAAAAACGUUCAAAAUUAUCUCGCAUUGUCAAAGCAUUACAGCGAAAUGGUUGCGGAAUGGAAGCUUUUAUAGAUGCUUGGAUUCAGAGUCCUGAUAUCUUGACUCAUAAACGAUACCGUACUCCUGCAAAGCGGCGGAAUGCACUACAUUCAGCACUCUCAAAGUCAGAAGCAUUUCAUGGUCAUCACCAUUAUAUUGCCUUGCUUAAACAGGAGCUGAAACACCUUAUCAAUACUCCAUACUUUACAAAAUUCAACCAUGGUGUUGAUCUUGAUACCAUCAAUUUCCAGGCUGCUUUUGAGACCAUCUGA